UUCUUUGCACUAACCGAACACAAUAUCGGUCGUCGGAGGGCUGCUAACAUCCCGCAGGCCUUAUGCUACUCACGGCAUGGCAGAGAGACAGGACAAUGAGGUGGAGGAGGCUGACCAGAUCUACCUUUUGAUGAAGGAGGAGUAUCGCAUCUCCAGGAAUGUGCGUCUGGCCUGGUUCCUUGGUAAACUUAACCAAGUCAUCUGGCCCGCCUCUAAGCCUGAACUGCUGAACUCAGAGAAUGAAUUAGACUUACUGAGCAUCUUACCUAAAGGAUGGCAGCCAGAUUUCUCCCCCACUAUGUACCCCUACAUGUUGAUGCCGUCCACCAGGGCCACCUUCCUGGCCCGGAGGUACCGCUUCAUCAUCGAGCUGGACCUCAGCCCCUCCACAGGGAUUGUGGAUUCAGUGGGCGGGUCUGAAAACGUGGCGGUGAUUAGCAUAAACCCGCCCCUGCUGCUGUAGAGGUAUAAAUACAUUCAG
Scomber japonicus (chub mackerel) is the source of this 481-nucleotide messenger RNA. RefSeq names its product KICSTOR complex protein SZT2-like. NCBI's taxonomy places the organism in Eukaryota, Metazoa, Chordata, Actinopteri, Scombriformes, Scombridae. The record is from RefSeq and is a predicted model, not a curated record. The transcript has 4 exons. The coding region runs from base 77 to 463 and encodes 128 amino acids. Gene Ontology annotation, cellular component: peroxisome.